Pedinophyceae sp. YPF-701 is the source of this 492-nucleotide messenger RNA. NCBI's taxonomy places the organism in Eukaryota, Viridiplantae, Chlorophyta, Pedinophyceae. The record is from the annotation of a GenBank genome assembly.
AUGGUGGUGAAGCUGGUGCAGACUGAGAUUGAAGGGGGGCAGGAACUGGAGAGCCUCCUCGCGCAGACGGGGCUGAAGGUGAUCGAGGUGUACUCCGAGUGGGCCGGCCCGUGCCUCGCGGUGAUCCCCAGCCUGAAGAGCAUCAGGCAGGAGCUCGACGACGAACAGUCCCUCACGUUCUUCAAGAUCAAGGCGGAGACGUGCAAGGCGGCGGAGGACCCCGCGCAGAAGGUGGAGUGCAACGAGCUGGUCGCGGAGCGGAGGGGGAAGAGCGAACCGCGGUUCCUGGUCUACCGCAACGGCCACCUCAUGGCGUGCGUGAACGGCGUCAACACCCCCAUCAUCUCGCGCGUGUCCAAGGAGAACUACCCGAUGGGCCCGGACGCGGACAAGCUGGACGAUAACGGCAUCCUCCAGGCCAGGAAGGCACGGGCCGAGGCGGCCAAGGGCGGGGCUGGCAAGGGCGCCGCCACCCGGCGUCGCCGGGGAUGA